AAUGCGUCCGACAUUUGCAUAAUAAUAAAACCAAAACAAAAGCCGAAACAAAAACAAAACUGAAGCGAAACAUGAAUAAAGACAAAAACAAAAACGAAAUUUGAGCAGAGAACGAUGACACACUAUUGUAAAUGUAUCUGAAUCUGAAUCCGUAGUUGUAGUUGUUUUUCUGGGAGAGAGUGAAAGCUUUUCACUGAGCACCUUGAAAGCUCAGUUCUCCGGUUUCGCCCUUUUGCUUUGUGCCGCUCGUUCGCAUUGUUCGCUCUUUGUUUUUCUCAUUGUCCUGAUCGUGUUGUUGUCGCUGUUAAUACGAAAUAGUAAAGAUUCCAAUUCCGAUUUCAUUUCCGUUUCCCUUUCAUUCGAUUCUCUUCGUUCCGUUUCGUUUCGCCCGCCGACUUUGAAAACCGGAUAAAACCAUUGUCCAACUUUGUCCUUCUUCUCCCUGGUCACCGGCCUUUACGUCCUGCACUUCUCCAUAGCCCUGAUCUUGGUCAACAAGGAGGUGCCCCAAACGCGUGGAAUGCUAUAUCCCAGGGAAUCGGAGACGCGGGAGGUGCGAUCUCUGGACGGCAUCUGGAACUUUGUGAGGUCCGACCAGGCGAAUCCCACGCAGGGAGUGCGGGAUGAGUGGUAUGCCAAAGAGCUGAGCCAGAGCAGGCCGACGAUCCCGAUGCCAGUGCCCGCCUCCUAUAACGACAUAACCACGGAUAACUUGAGGGACCACGUGGGCACCGUGUGGUACGACCGGAAGUUCUUUGUGCCCCGCUCCUGGGCAAAGGACCAGAGGAUCUGGCUGAGGUUCGGCAGUGUGCAUUAUGAGGCUUAUGUGUGGAUCAAUGGUCAGAAGGUAGUGAAGCACGAGAUGGGUCACCUGCCCUUCGAGGCUGAGGUGACGGAUCUCCUGAACUACGGGGCCGAGAACCGGAUUACAGUGAUGUGCGACAACGCUCUGAUCCAGACGACUGUGCCGCAGGGCAGGAUCACGGAAGUGCCCAACGAUGGAGGGAUGACCAUUGUGCAGAGCUACUCCUUCGACUUCUUCAACUAUGCGGGGAUCCACAGGAGCGUGCAUCUGUACACCACGCCACGCACUUUUAUCGAGGAGGUUGAGGUCACCACAAACCUUUCGGGGGAUGCCAGUGUUGGCGAGGUCUUUUAUAGCGUUAGUGUGAAUGGAAGCGCAGCCAACGAGGCGGAUAAUGUCCUGCAAAUUCAGGCCAACCUGUACGACAAGGAAGGCAAAUUGGUGGCCAAUGCAACUUCGGACGGGAAACUGGGAGGCACGUUGCAAGUGAACCAGGUAAAACCGUGGUGGCCGUACCUAAUGCAUCCGGAACCCGGUUACCUGUACGAGCUGGAGAUCAAACUGCUGGCGACCAACGAGGAGCUCCUGGAUGUCUAUCGGCUCAAAGUGGGCAUACGCACUUUGAGUUGGAACAAAAAGCAGUUCCUAAUCAACGGCAAGCCCGUUUAUUUCCGUGGAUUUGGGCGACACGAAGAUGCGGAUAUCAGGGGCAAAGGUCUAGAUAAUGCCGUGAUGGUUCGGGAUUUCAACCUGCUUAAAUGGAUUGGAGCGAAUGCGUACCGCACCUCCCAUUAUCCCUAUUCCGAGGAGUCCAUGCAAUUUGCGGAUGAGCACGGAAUCAUGAUCAUCGACGAGUGUCCCAGUGUGGAUACAGAAAACUUCAGCCAGGAGCUGCUGGGCAAGCAUAAAUCGUCGCUGGAACAGCUCAUCCAUAGGGAUCGCAAUCAUCCGAGUGUAGUGAUGUGGUCCAUUGCCAAUGAACCCCGAACUGGCAGCAUGAGUGCGGACUCGUACUUCGAAUUGGUGGCCAAUUUCACACGCUCGUUGGAUAGUUCCCGACCCAUUACGGCUGCCAUUGCUGUCCCCCACACCCAGGACAAGGCGGGACGCUCUUUGGACAUUAUCAGCUUCAAUCGCUACAAUGCCUGGUAUUCAAACACCGGCCGCCUGGAUAUGGUUACCCAGAACGUGAUCGAUGAGGCCACCGCCUGGAACAAACAAUAUAACAAACCCAUUAUCAUGUCUGAGUAUGGAGCGGAUACCCUGGAGGGUUUGCAUAUGCAACCAGCUUACGUGUGGUCGGAGGAAUUCCAGACAGAGGUGUUUUCCCGUCAUUUCAAGGCCUUUGACGAGCUGCGCAAGAAAGGAUGGUUUAUUGGCGAGUUUGUGUGGAACUUUGCCGACUUCAAGACAGCUCAAAGCUAUACCCGCGUGGGCGGCAAUAAAAAGGGCGUAUUCACCCGCGCCCGUCAACCCAAAGCGGCUGCCCAUCUCCUCCGGAAGAGAUACUUUGCCUUGGGCAGGGACUUGGACCAAUGCAACUUCCCGGACGAUCUCUUCACCUACAUCGCCGACUUGAUAUCCUAAUGGAUAGAGAUUACCAUCCCCAGUAGUUGGCCGCUGUAAAUAAGCUUGUUAGCCAAGGAAAAUAGUAUCCUUGGAUACUGCCAUCAGCAUUUUUCCCUAAUUUCCAUUCCGCUGCAUUGCCCUGUACAAUAUUUUAUGAAUAGCUCCAAAUGAUUGUAUUUUUGUAUGUAUUUGUAAGCGUAAGAUAAUAAAUGAAAGUGCAUUAUUUAA
Messenger RNA from Drosophila subpulchrella, 2602 nucleotides. RefSeq names its product beta-glucuronidase. Lineage: Eukaryota; Metazoa; Arthropoda; Insecta; Diptera; Drosophilidae. Gene Ontology annotation, molecular function: beta-glucuronidase activity; carbohydrate binding. The coding region runs from base 521 to 2392 and encodes 623 amino acids. The record is from RefSeq and is a predicted model, not a curated record. Gene Ontology annotation, biological process: glucuronoside catabolic process; carbohydrate metabolic process. The transcript is spliced from 9 exons.